Rattus norvegicus (Norway rat) is the source of this 11335-nucleotide messenger RNA. The record is from RefSeq and is a predicted model, not a curated record. Lineage: Eukaryota; Metazoa; Chordata; Mammalia; Rodentia; Muridae.
GUGUGUGUGUGUGUGUGUGUGUGUGUUGGGGAUGGGGGCAGGGAAGCCGUAGGGUGUGGUGACCUUGUGUCCUGAGCGUGUUGUCAUAAACAGGGGGACAAGUUGGUGUUUCCAAUGCCAGAAUUUAUCGAAUAAUUAAUAAUUCACAAGUCAUGUGUAUUUCGUUAAUAUUUAGUCAAGUGUUCCAGAUUUUGCUAACCAGCCAUUGGCAGUCACGGGUUUUUACAUAACAAUCUAAUUACUAACAUUAACUGGCAGGUCACAUAUGAACAUUUCACACAAGAACAUACAAAUGUGCAGGUCGUAGAAUGACUAAGAGCUAAAGUGGUUGAGAUUAGAGUCUGUUCUGAGUAGGAGGCAAAGAAGAAUCUCAAGGGAACCAAAAAUGAUGUCCUAGCAGUGUAGGCACAGAAAUGUCAAGUAUACGUGCACCGAGCGUGCAGUAAAUUUGAAGUUGGCUGAAUGACCUGGGCAGGAGAAACCGCACUGGAGCUGGUGUCCAAGGACUGACUCGGUUCUUCCCUGUGGGUGUCUGACAGGUGCCUGCCAACUUUAGUCUUGGGAUGCUCUUUCAUUGUGCCAGGAGUCAGUGGCCUUUGAGGAUGUGGCUGUGAACUUCUCCCUGGAGGAGUGGGCUAUGCUGAAUCCAAACCAGAAGAACCUCUACAAAGAUGUGAUGCAGGAAACCUUGAGGAACCUGGCUUCUAUAGGAAGCAGUUUGGAGCACCAUAUCAUUGAAAAUAUAUACCGAAAUUCCUGGAGAAAACUAAGUGGUCAAGUGGUGGAGGGGCUCUAUGACUGUAAAGAUGACCAUCAGUGUGCAGAAAUCUUCGACUUCACUACACACAGUAUUGUAAACCAGAACUCCUUACAAGGAGUGCACAUAUGUGAAAACAGUGGGUGUGCAACAGUAGUCAUUGGCCAUUUGUCUCUGAGUGUGCUCCUUAAGCCUGACACAGAGCGUGCGUCAUACGAAGAGGACUACGGAAAGGAAUUGUACAGUUCAGAGCAACUUGGGGCAGCCUCCAAUUCUCUCACAUCAUUUGAGAACUAUGAAAAUACUUACACUCUACAGAGACUGUAUAAAACUGAGCAAUGUGAUGAAGACUAUCGAUAUGGUCAAAAUGUUGAAAAGACUUUCAAUGAAGACAAGCCCUUUGAGUGUAAGCAGUGUGGGAAAUGUUUCAGUUCCUCCAGGUACUUUCGAAGGCAUGAACGACGUCAUCGUGCUAAGAAAUGCUAUAUCUGUAAACAGUGUGGGAAAGCUUUUGCUUUUCCCACCUACCUACAAACACAUGAAAGAAUUCACACCGGGGAGAAGCCCUAUGUGUGCUUGCAGUGCGGGAAAACCUUUGCUCAUUCUCGUUCCCUUAAAACACAUAAAAGAACUCACUCUGUUAGGGACCUCUUUGUGUGCAAUUACUGUGGGAAAACCUUACGUCAUUACAGUUCUCUUCAAAUUCAUACAAGAAUUCACACAGGAGAGAAACCUUACGUGUGUAAACCAUGUGGCAAAGCCUUCAUUACUUAUCGUUCCUUUCGAAUACAUGAAAGAAUUCACACUGGAGAAACACCGUAUGAAUGUAAGCAGUGUGGAAACACUUUCAUGCGUUGGAUUCAAUUACGAAAACAUGAAAUCAUUCACAGUGGUGUGAAACCCUAUGCUUGUAAGCUAUGUGGAAAAAGCUUCACUUGUUCUGGGUCCCUGAGGACACAUGAAAGAAUUCACACUGGGGAGAGACCCUAUGUGUGUGACCAGUGUGGUUAUAGCUUUACUCGGUUGAAUUCGCUUUUGAGACAUAAAAUAACCCACACUGGUGAGAAGCCCUAUGUGUGUAAUCAUUGUGGGAAAACUUUUCCUCGCUCUGCUUCCCUUCAGAGACAUGUCAAAAUUCACACCGAGGAGAAACCUUAUGUAUGCAAGCAGUGUGGGGUUGCCUUUGCUAGCUCUACUGACCUUUUAGAACACGAGCAAACUCACAUUGAUGAAAAACCUUACAUCUGUGAGCAAUGUGGGAAUGCCUUCGUGCUGUGGAGUCAAUUUCAGAAGCAUAAAGCACUUCACGCUGUCCCGGUUUCCUACGUGUGUAAGCAGUGUGGGAAGAGCUUCACUUCUUCGAGGUCACUGAAGACACACGAGAGAAUCCACACUGGCGAGAAGCCCUAUGAGUGUAAGCAGUGUGGGAAAACCUUCCUGUGGUCUUAUUCCCUUCAGAGACAUGAAAAAACUCACACUGAUGGGAAGCUCCAUGUGUGCAAACAGUGUGGGGAAACUUUCCCUUAUGACAGUCAUCUGCAGGUGCAUGAAAAACUGCACUUUGACGAUGAGCCUUUCAAUUGUAAGUACUGUGGGAAACCCUUCUUCACGUUGAACCAUUUACAUAGACAUGAAUUACUUCACACUACCCUGGAUUCCAGUGUUUUUUAGUAAUGUGAGAUUUUUUUUUUUUUUUUUUUUUUUUUUUUGUGCUCGGUGGCUUUCAUAGAAAAAGCAAAAUGAUACUGGAAAAAGACUGGAUUUGUGUUAGCAAUGUAGAAAAACCUUUUGGUUUGUUUCAUUGAAACACAUGAGAUGUCACGUUGAGAAGAAAUCUUUUUUAAAAAAAAUAAUGAAAUAUACAAAUAGUUUUUGAGCUUAUAGCUCCUUGAAGUACAUCAAAGAGAAAUGGGCCUGUGGCUACACGCAGUAUGGUAAAGCCUUGUGCAGUCCCAGAUCUUGGAGGAGACAGAAGAAAACUCACGCUGUAUAGAGACUUUAUGUAUGUGUAUGCGGUGUUGUAGAAAAGCUCUUCUCUGCUUCCCUAUUCCCUCUGAAUACUUGGAAGGAGUCACUGUGGAGAGAAACCCUUCAUGUAUAGGCAAUCUUGGAUAGUCUUGGGUUAUCACAUCCUCUUAUAGACAUGAAAGAACCUACUGUAGGGAAACCUUAAAAACAGGAUUUGUGAACUCUCAUCAGCUUCAUAGAACUCACAAGAAUGUACAUGGGGAGAAUUCCUAUCAGGACAAACCUAUAUGAACACCAUUUGGUUCAGUGAACACACAAGGAAAGAACUUGAUACGGAGCGCUAAUCUUCUCAGAAGAGAUGUUCACGGUUUCAUUUGGCACAGAUGGAAACGCAUACCAGAUGAAAACCUUUGCUGUUGAAAAACAUUGAAAAAUCUAGAGCAGUAGCGAAUAAAGGAAAAGUCCUUUGAAUUUUUUUAUGUUUAAUCUGAUAAAUGUCAGUAUUAUGAAGGACUGGACACAUUAUUAUUAUUUUUUGUAGCAUGAUCCAGGAAAUGCAUACUCUGAAGAGAAUGUUAUCAGUAUAGUAUUUGUAUUUAUUGAAAAAUUUCAGGGGCUUAUAGGGAUGAGUUAGCCUUUAAGAGCAUUUGCUUCACAGCACCAUGUCACGGAGCUCACAACUGCACGUGACUCAGUUACAGGAGAUCAAUUCCUCCCUCACACACUUGUACACAUAAAAAUAAAACUUAAAUAUUUUUCUAGUUUUUUUUCCCCCUAGAAAAGCUUUGUUGUGUAUCCCAGGUUGACAGGAAACUGUUAAUCUUCCAGCUUGUAGCUUUUGAAUGUUUAAAAUGAAAUGCGUGCUUCCACACUCACUGUCAUUAGCUCCUGUUUAAGAGUCCAUCUCUUGCCUUGUCUUUAAAUUUACUCUACAGAAGCAAGCAGUAAGCAGAGCAUUGAGUAAUGUGGAAUGGCAGCUUAAACGCAUGAACUGCAAACCAGUAAGACCUACAUAUGAAAAAAGCUGACAGGAAUAGAAAGUACAUUUUACAUUUGUGAGAUUCCUUAAAGUAAUCACGUGUUAAUUUAAUGAGUGAGGUCUUUUUGUAUCAAAUAAGGUAGAUGCUUCUCAUUGUAAAUUAUGUUGGAUUCAUUGGUGAAUUGAUAUUUGAAGUUUGCCAUUCCACAUAAACAUUUUUAAAAAGCAUUUAGUAUUUGUGUGCGAGCAUGUAAGCAUAUGUCGACAUAUGCCCAUGGAGGCUAGAAUGCUUUGGAGAUGCAUUGCAGACAUUGUGACAUGUUUGAUGUGUGUCAUGGGAUGGAAAUCCUAGUCUUCAUGAUUGAACAGUAAGUAUUCUUAACUGCUCAUCCGUCCCUCAAGCCCCUGCAUAAAUGUCUUGUUUUUCAAUCAUGUUUAAUGGUAGUUAAAGAAAAUGGCUUUGUGAAUAUUGGAAUAGUCUUGUUGGUUUUAUUUGGCUGAUUAUAAGCAUUUUGUGUAUACGCUCAUUUUUCAUGAAAAAAAAUGUGUGCGUGGAUGAGUGUGCAUUGGGGGGCAUUGUUUGUGUGUUGCUGGUAUGGUUGGUGGUGCUCACAAAGUGAACAAAGUAAUAUAUUGGGUAUCUUGCUCUAUCACUCUGUCCCCUCACAACAGGGUCUCACUGAGCCUGGAGCUGGGCAGGCAGCCGGCAGAAGCAUUUCUUUACUCUUGUUGAGUAUAGAGACACUGUAGAAGUUGGAUCUGGUUCUUCCUUUCAGCCUCAUGUUCCCAGAAAUAAGACUCAAAAUAUAUUUUCAAAUACCUUAGCCAUAUUGCUAAGCUCUUUUCUGACUAGAUCGUAAGUAAAGACAACCCUUUUCUUUUAAUCUAACAUUCUGCUAUGUGGCUGGUUACCUGUGCUGAGGUACCUUGCGCCUGUCUAGUCACAUUUUCCUGGGCAAAUCUGCUUCUGGCUCUAUCCCAGAAUCUUUUCUGCCUCCUGAUGUCCCACCUUCCAUUUCCUGUCUAAACUAUAGGCCAUGGGCUUUUUAAUUGACCGGUACAAUACUGAAGAUAUUUUCUCUAGAGAUGUACUCAGUCAUUCCCAGGGAAUGAAACUUGAUUCCUCAUGAUUGCACAGCAAGUGGGCUCCCCACUCAGCCACCUCCUCAGAACUAAGCCAGUUUUAAACUGAUUUUGUCUCUUUUGUCUAUGUUGCUCUCUGAUGUGUUCUCACAAUCCUGAGUAUGUGUUCUUUUUGCUUUGAAGUAUUUUCAAAAUAGUUUUAGAAUAGCAAAUGUUAGGGUUGAUUUUGUUUUUCCUAUUCAGAAGGUAGGUAUAAGUAUAUUGUAAUCAUAGGUCAGACCAUUCUCCAAGUUGGCUUAUUUCUUACUUUUGAGAGUGUCAUAUACAUAUACAAUAAAAGAUAACCAUGUGUAUCCACUGCUUUCUCCUUCCAGCCCUCCCUAUUUCUCCCCCACCCCCACUUAACUGUCUUUAACAAUAACCUACUAGUCUAGUUAGUGUAACUCAUACAUGCACGAGUAUGGAGCAUCCACUAGAGGAUGGGUGACCUGCCAGUAUUUACAUCUCCACAAGUGAUUCUCCGUCCCCAUGUUCACUGUCAGUAGCUUCUCAGUAAGGGACAUGCUGGGAUUUGGCUUACAGUGUAAUCUUACAAUGUAGGGCUUGUGCAUGCAGUCACCUUUGCUGAGUUCAGGGUUACUGUACUCACGUCAGACACAAGCAGCAGAAACCCCCAGCAUUUCACGGCACUCCUCCUUCCCUCUGGCUCUUCUAUUCUUGUUGCUUUUUCUUUGAUUUUUCGCUGAGCUUUGCUGAUGGCGGAGAUUAAUAUAGCUGUCUCAUUUAGAGGUGAACAUUCAGUCUCUUUCGUAGCCCUUUGACCAGUUGUGCACCACUCCAUUGACAGCUGUCCACUAUAAAAAGAAGCUUUUCUGACCAAAGUUGAGAGCAGUCACGUUCUCUUGGUGCCAAGAGCUGAAUGGAUGGCAGGAACUUAGUUUAUAGGGUGUUUUGUUUUGUUUUGUUUUUUCAGAUGGUGUCAUGCUUCAUGGCCUUGGCUAGCCUAAGUAGGCCAGAUUAUUGUCAACUUGUGCUUAAUUUUUAUUUAAGUCAUGAACUAUUAGUGUAUGUGUGUGUGUUUUAUGUAAUUUUACUGUGUAAAAUUUGCUUUUCAUGUGUAUUUCAUUUUCAUUGUAACUUCUCUAGUUAUUACACUAAGAGAUAUAUUGGUAGUACUGCCUUACUAAAACCAUGUGUUCAAUAAAUUUACUCUGUAUACAUGGUAAGUGAGUGGCUCAUCUAUAAAAGGAUUCUCCAUAUUGCUUCAGGCAAAACUAACGUUUUAAUUUGGAAGUCUUACAAGGAUUGGUUCUGUAGUUCAGUGUUCCCUGUGUUGGAUGCGCUGAGUGGUGACUAUAGUUCUGCUCUUCUAAUCACAACGGUUGUUAUCCAGAAGACUGAGUGCUGGAUUAAAGGGAGAUGGAAGUCGUGAGAUGUGCUAGUUAGUCCACCAGUGAGAAGAAGGUACUUUCCUAUUUCAUGAAUCAGAAUGUUUUACAGUUUUAACUUAAGGUGUCCUUUUAGAAUGCUUUUCUGUUGUAGUCAUUAAGGAACAUUGCUUACCGGUAGAGGCUUGGGACAAGGGAGAAGAUGUACCUUGCUUUGUGAGGUAAACAAUAGUGUUCUGGAUCGUUUUUGCAUUUCUUAGUUCCUAUAUAAACACUAAUAUUUACUAUAAUAUGAUGGAUGCACUCGUCCACAUAUAUAGGUGUGCCUAGAGUUUCCCUAACAUUACAUUAUGCUAAGUAAAGUGAGAAUACAAGAAAAGCACUUUACACUCAACGUAGUGGUCAUCACACCUUAGAUGUCUACAACAACAAUUUUGCCCACACUUAUGUUUUCCUUAAGUUGGAAAAAGGGGCUUUUUCUUUGUAUAGAACGUUUUUAUUUAAACCUUUUUUUAAAAAUUGUUAGCUUGUAUGCUGGCAAAGCUGUAGGUUUUCAGAUGACAUUGUGACCCAGGUUUCCAUGUACUUUAACCAUAAUCACUGUUUCUUGUUCUUUUUCUUCUCCCUAGUGGUUCUGUUCUCCCAAACAGACUCACUUAGAGGUUCAUUUCUCUAGUUAAAGUCUAGACUCUGCUCUGUAUAGAAGGAACACCAUUUGGAGAUGAGUCGUCACUUACAUAUUGUUCUCCAGUUUCCUGCUAAUAACAAACAGUUCUUGGUGACCUAGUCUAUAAAAAUUGAAAAAAAAUUAGUUUAUCUAUUGAUGGGCACUUAGGCUGAGAUGGGCACUUUGGCUGAUUCUAUAACCGAGUGCAGUGAAUUGUGUAGGAACCCAAGUACAAGUGUUUCUAGUAUACUCUGACUUAGUAUAUUGUAUACCAAACAAUAGUACAGCAGGAUCAUAAGAUAGUAUAUUUUGAUUUUUGAUGAAAUUCUAUUUUCUAGAGUGACCAUGCUAGUGCUCAUUUCCAAGAGCAGCUGUAAUAGGCUCACCAAUUUGUGUUGUAGUUUGGUUCCUUGAUAGCUAUUCACACUGGGGUAAUUGUAUUAAGAAUUUUCAUGUAUUUAUUAGUUAUUUGUACAUUGCUUGAGAAUAGAUUGUUUCUCUUUGUGUUGGUUCAGUUACUUGUUCACUUGUAAUUUUUGUUGCCUUGUACUGAUUUUUUCAUCACAUGUUUCAUGUACCUUAAGUUUUUAAGCUUGGGGUGUGUGUGUGUGUGUGUGUGUGUGUGUGUGUGUGUGUGUGUGAGCUUUUUGUCUGUAUGUUAAUCCUUCGUCAGAUGAAUGAGAGUCCAAAGAUAUUUUCCCCCACUCUAUGGCUUUCUCCAACAAUUGCUCCUUUUUCUUUAUAAGAGCUCUUUAACUUCUUACGAUGAUUAACUCCCAUUUAUACUUUGGGAAGUUUAUUUUGUUUGUUUUGUUUUUAACAUGGGUUCUUGCUUUGUAGGCCUGACUGGCCUGGAAUUUGCUGAAUGCAUGAGGCUAGCAUCUGAUUUACAGCAUUCUUCCUCUUUUUCUGGGUGUCAACAUUGUCGCCAUGAGCCUCUAAUGUCCAUUUCCUGUUUGUCGUGCCUCCUGUAAACUGUUAGAUUGAGAAUGCAUGGUCCUCUUGGUCUUUUGCUCCGCUCUUGCUCGUGCUCUUCCCUUCCUGCUUCCAUUCUCUCCCUGUUCCAUUUUCCCCCUCUUUCCAUGUGCUCAUGGCCAGCCUCUACUUUUCUAUUCCUCUUCUCUACUCCUCUCUCUCUCUGCCUUUCUCUACCCCAACUACCCUCUUAACUCCUCUCCCCAUGCCCUGAAUAAGCUCUAUUCUAUACUAAAAGAAAGUUUUAAAAAAAGAAUGCCACUGUCCACACCUAUAGCUUCAUGUAUUCUGUAGAUUUUCCUCUGAGUUUCAAGUUUUGUAGGCCUUACGUUAAGGUCUUUGGUAUAGUGUGUGUUGCUUUUAUACAGAAUGAUAGAGGAAUUUAGGGAUCUUCUUGUAUGUACAGUGUUGAUUUCCUCUUGAGGCCAUUUAUUAUCCUGUGCAUGAUUUGGAUACCUUUGCUGAAAUUAGAAGGUGUGACGACAUGGUUAUUCUGGUACUAUACCUGUCCAUUGCUCAGUGUGUCUGUUUUUAAGUUAUACUAUUUCACUCUGGUUUAGAGCAUAAUUUAAAUCGGUGUCGUAUUAGCUAGUAUUGCUCUUUUGCUCAGCAUUGCUUUAACUAUAUGGAAUAUUUUGGUUUUCAUUCAGUUACAGGAUUGUGUUUUCUAUUUCUGGAAAUAAUGACAUUGGAAUUUUGAGGGAGCAUGUGUGUUGGGUCUGAACACUUUACACCUUUUCAUAUUAUGGUGGUGAUGUGGGAGCAUAGGAAUGUUUUCCAUUUUCUAGAGCCUUCAAUUUCUCAGUGUUUUAAAUUGUCAUUAUGUAGUCAGCUUGACUUUUGUAGGUGAAUUUGACUUUUUGUCUUGUUACUUGUUUCUUAGACUUUUGGAAGAUGAUUUUUUUUUAAAUUAUUUUAUCACCAUUUUCAUUGUCAUAUAAAUGGAUACUGGUUUUUCUAUACUGACUUUAUUGUACUACUUUGAAGUAAUAAUUGGACGUAAGAGUCUUAGUGUGGCACUUUGGGUCUUUUAAGAAUAUGAACAGAGGAGCAGUCAAGAGCACUGGCUCCUCUCCUAGAGGACUGAGGCUUGAUUCCCAGCACCUAUAUGGCAUUUCACAACUGUAACUCCAGUUCCAAGGAAUCUAACACCCUCUUCUGAUCUCUGGGCACCAGACAUGCACAUGGUGCAUGGACAGACAUGCAGGCAAAACACUUAUACACAUGUAGUAAUAAGUUUAAUAAGAUUGUCAUAUUGUUCAUAAAUAGAGAUUUGGCUUCAUUUGACUUCUGUUUUCUUUCCUCAGUGCUCAGGGUUGAACCAAGGAGCUUAUGUUUGGUAGGCAAGUGGUGUACCACUGAACUGAAGCCAUAGAGUUCUAUCUCCAUUCUCUUCCUACAUUUUCCAGCUAAGAAUGCAAGAGAUGUCUAUGGCAAUGUAGAGAAGGUAGACACCUGGUGUAACUUCUGAUAGUUGAAGAGAUGCUUUUAGUUUUCCUGUUCAGUAUAAUCUUGGCUCUAGUUUUGUCAUGUGUAACAUCUCUUACAGUGAGGUGUCUUCCUAAUUUCAGGAUAUUUUCAUCAGGGAACAUAGAGCAUUGAUGUUUUCUCUGUGUAUUGAGGCUCUCAAUCCUUGAAUAUCUAUAUUCUCUACAUUUGCUAAUUGAUAUUUGUGGAAACAUGCUUAGAUGCAAAGAAUUCACCCCAUUAUAGUUGGUGAUGUUUUUAUUAUGUUGACUUGGUUUGAGAAUAUAAUCUUGAAAUUUUUUUUCUAUUUUCAUUCAGGAAAUUGUGUUACAGUUUUCUUUGUUGUUGAGCCCUUCAUGGUUUUGGCAUCAUGGUAAUCCUACUACCUUUUAAGAAUAACUUACUUAGUGUUUCUUCCCUUUAUAUUUAGUGAAAUCGUUUGGGAAGCUUGGUAGAAUUCAUUGGAGAAUUUGUCAAGUCCUGUGCUUUCCUUGUGGAGACAAUUCAUUUCUAGCUUAAGGAUGUUGUUGCCCUUUUACAUUGUUCACAUUCCCUUGACUUGUUUUUCCAUCUGUUUGUUUUGUUUUAUCAUUGAUUGAGAAUUUUAUACAUGUACAUAAUGCAUUUUGAUCGAGCCCACACACUCCCAUUCCUUUCUCUCUAAUUCUUCCAUCCUUCCCACCACUCAAGUUCUCAAUUUCAUCUGUUCUUUUAUUUUUAACCUACAGUCAGUCUCCUUAGUGCUUCCAGUAUAUACAUGGGCGCAGUGCUAUCUUCUGUGGCAUGAGUAGCCUCUCCCUGAACAAACCCACCUCUCUUUUACUCAGCAGUCAUCAAUUGCCAAUAACUACUCAGGAGUGGGCCUUUCUGCACACCUCUCACUUCCGUGCUGGGACAGUUGUCUGGCUUGAACUUGUGUAUGCCGUCACAGCUGUUGUCAGUUAGUAUGUGCAACUGUCCUGUUGUAUCGAGAACACACUGUUUGACUGUAAUAAUCCACUUUCUGGCUCUCGCAGUCCUUUGGCUUCCUAAUCCAUAAUAAUCCCUGGUCCUUUGAGAGAAGAAAUGUAUUGUAGGUAGAUGCUCCAUUUAGAGCUGAGCCCUUCAAAAUCUCUUACUCUCUGCAUGUUGACCCAUUGUGAGGCUCUUAAUUGCCAUCGACGUCAAAGACAACAAAGCCCAUCUUCUGUGACGAAGAUAAAUUUUCAAUGGGUAAAGAUACAUACCCUUUAACAGAAUAAUAGUAGAUUAGUAGAAAGUUCUCCACAUUAAUGCUGCCAGACUUGCGUUUUAUCUUGUGGAUUGUGUGAAAUGGGCCUGAAAUCCAGUCAAAAAGUGGUUGGUUAUUCUAACAUCCAUGCCAUGCUCAUGGCCAUGUCUUGUCAGACUGAUCUGUAAUUGUAGCUCAGAGGCUUCUCAGUCGGGUGAACUUGAUGUUAGGUCUUCUCCCCUGGUAGCAUGCACAGCAUCAUCUAGCACUAUGACAGCUAGCCAGAAGGAUGAAGCUUCUAGGGCAGUAUAAGCUAUGAUUUCCUAAUUGCUCUAUGACUUGAUGUGUGGUGUUUUCAGUAAUAAGGUCUUACUGUCAAGUUCUGUGUGGUAACCAAGAACAAUCGCAAUAGCCUAUGAUAUGUGGAGGGGGAGGCUUGUGAAACCUCCAACUUUGGCCUAAUUUUGAUAUUUCAUAUAUGUCUUGAAAUUCUUCACGAUUUUCCAGUUUAUUGUAUGUUUUCAAAGAAUCCUCAGAUCAUUCUCUGGAUUUCAUUUUCUAUGUAUUAUAAUCUCUCUCUUUUCUGCUCUAACUUUAUUCAUAUGAAUAAGUAUAUAAAAGAAAUCAUAAGAUAAUGAAGUACUUAAAUUUUUUAACUAUUAUGACGGCCUGAAAGUUGUGUGAGGAGCAGCUACAGGGUUGAAGUUUUUUGAGUGGUCACCCCUUCUCAGUGUACUUUUUGGUGAUGCAACUGACUUUGAGUCACCCUUAUUCCUGUAAGUAAUCCCUUAUUGAUACUCCUGUAAGUAAAUCUCAAUAAAAUCAUUGUUCUCCAACUUGA